Messenger RNA from Didymodactylos carnosus, 738 nucleotides. NCBI's taxonomy places the organism in Eukaryota, Metazoa, Rotifera, Eurotatoria, Philodinida, Philodinidae. The record is from the annotation of a GenBank genome assembly.
AUGUUUCAUGAUGAACGAUCCGCCACGAGCGAUAAUUUUGCCGGUUUUGUUGAAAAACGAGCAACAAAAUUGUCGACUACUGCCAUGUUAGAUCGUUUGAAAAAUUUUAUAUUAAAAACGUUACGUUUUGCUAUUCUAACGGGAGGAACAACAUCGGCAAUUUAUGCUCUACUAGCACUACCUCGACUUCUUGAAAAAGAGCAUACGUUGGAAAAUACCAUUCGCAAACGUUUAUCAUUAGAAAAAUUGAUUAGUUCUCAAAAUGAAGAAGAUGAGAUGAUGAAAAAAGCUGUUCUAGAAUUAAGAAGCAAGCAGAAAUUAUUGAAAACGUUGUACUAUAAAUUGAAUAGACAAGAAGCAAAUUUAAGUCAAACUGUGUAUAAAUAUAUCAAAGAAUGUGAAUGUGAUUCAGAAUUCUCUCAGCAACCACAUCAACUUCAUGUAAAUGACAGGGAACAAGAUUCAUCAACACUUGGCGCACACGACAACCAAGAGGAUUUAUUAAUAGAAGAAGUGGAUGAACAUCAUCGAGAGAAACAAAAUCAUCAAGCGGGUGAUGGUGGAAAAUAUGUCGUUUUACAAAAAUCGAUUACGGCCAUGCACAUUUCAUCUAUGACAUUCACAGACGAUACCUUAGCAAGUUUAACAGGACCAAUGAGAGAAAAGCAACAACAUAAUUUAUUAGCAAAAAUGUUUAAAAAAAAAUCAAAAUAUAUCGGAGCCAGUGGAGAUCAAUAA